Xenopus tropicalis (tropical clawed frog) is the source of this 2638-nucleotide messenger RNA. It is a transcript of the gene neurog2, whose product is annotated as neurogenin 2. NCBI's taxonomy places the organism in Eukaryota, Metazoa, Chordata, Amphibia, Anura, Pipidae. Bases 483 to 1124 code for a protein of 213 amino acids. The transcript has 2 exons. Gene Ontology annotation, molecular function: protein dimerization activity; protein heterodimerization activity. The record is from RefSeq and is a predicted model, not a curated record. Gene Ontology annotation, cellular component: nucleus.
CUGGAAGUCACUGUGCAGAACUGAGCCAACUGCAAUAAGCGGGCAAGGAGGGGGCUGAGGAGGAGACGGUGGGGAGGACAGGAGCUAUCAGCUCUUGGGGGGGAGAAGGAAUAAUAUGAAUGAUGAUAAUGAAAAGAAUAAGCUGGGGAGGGGUGCUGUGCCCUCGGGUAGCUUUGAUUGUUUUGUUGGGGCUAUAUAAGGGGUUUUAGGAGGGUCGUGUGCCAGACGUACAGCCACUGAAUCGCAAGCCGCAUCACUUGAGCUGGAGAGCAGGACGCGUGUCAGAACGCACUUCCACUCAUACACACUGUGCGACGGGCUGCCAGUCGCACCCACACCGACUCCUACUGUGCGAAAGACUCCUGAGACACAAGUAAAGCCGGGAAUCCCCCUCGUACUACGGGACUAAGAGAAUAUCCCUACAGCCAACAGCGCUGGAACCCCACUCACCUGCUUCAGGAGCCAACAGCCAGGGCAAAAAGAUGGUGCUGCUGAAGUGCGAGUACCGCGAUGAAGAGGAGGAACUGACCUCUGCCUCCCCCUGCUCCGUGUCUUCCUCCCACAUGUCCCCGGCACAGACGUGCAGCUCCGACGACGAGCAACUCCUGAGCCCGACAAGCCCAGCGCUAAUGCACCUGCAGGCACAGGAGCAAGAGAACAGCCCGCCAUCUAGAAGGAGCCGACCCCGCACCAAGAACGGAGAGACCGUGUUGAAGGUGAAGAAGACCCGGCGCAUUAAAGCCAACAACCGGGAAAGAAAUCGCAUGCAUCACCUAAACUCGGCGCUCGAUUCCCUGAGGGAAGUACUGCCAUCAUUACCCGAAGAUGCCAAGCUCACCAAGAUAGAGACCUUGCGCUUUGCAUACAACUACAUCUGGGCUCUUAGCGAGACUUUGCGCCUGGCAGAACACGGAUCUUCUGCUUCCACCCUAUCACCCAUGUCGGUGCAGGACUCCUCUCCAUCCCAGAGCCCAUCCUGGAGCUGCAGCUCUUCCCCCUCUUCCUCUUGUGGCUCCUUCUCCCCGGCCAGCCCUGCCAGCUCCACCUCAGACAUGCUGGAGUACUGGCAACCUGCUGAGCAUCGAAUGAACCCCUUCAUGCCUGCCAGUGGGGCUUUCAUUUGAACUCAGAGAACUAUGUUGGAUUCUAGAAUUCAGAGUAUAAAUUCCACUUGAGUUCUUGCUUACAAUUCUAGCCAUCAGGGACAAGCAUAGCAGGGGUUAAAUAUCAGGUUUACCUCAGUGGGGCCCCAGAGCAAACAAUUAUUUUCCUGGGCCCCAUAAUAUCCUCUGACCCUGCUUUCCCAGCGUGAGCCCAUAUAGUGCAAUAAUAUAAUCCUGCAAUGGCCACUGCUGUGACCACAUUGCACUCUGUGGGUUCUGCUGCUGACUGUGAAGGGAGAGAAGUGUGUGGCCUGUGCCUGCUGGGUUUCUGGUGCCUACAGCGUAUGUUCCCCCUAUAGUUGUGCCCAUGGCAGGGCCACUUUAGGGUGGGAUACAUUGCUGUGUCUGUUAUUUUUAUUAGUGUGAAAUGAAAAAAUAUAUUAAGCAAGUACAGAUCUACACCUGUUAAACUAGUUACCACCUUCCUGGUAUCAGGGGCUGCUGGGUAAUGUAAUUUAACAUUUGUUGGAGAGGUGUAGGCUGGACGUACACGGUGUUAGUAGAGAUUGGGAACCCACCUUGUACAGAGCAUCCUGCUAGUUAAUGUGAAACACUGAGGUUAGUAGAUACCUUUUCCAUGGUGAUUCCUUACAUAUUGAUAGACUUAUGGCUCACUUAGUGGAUAUAGAGGGUUAAAUAUAUACCAGCAGAUAAAUAAAUAAAUAUAUAUAUAUAUAUAGACUGCCUUAUUUAUAAUGUUUGAGAGGGGACUUGACUGAGAUUGGGCAACCUUCUAGAGCGAGUUAUCAGGGCUAGGGAAUACUUUGUCAGAGAGCAUAGAAUGAUGACUUAUAUAAAUAUGUAGUGGAAGAAAGGAAGCUUCCAUUUUUCUUAAGGGCAAAUGUCAUAUUAGCAUGUGGUUAUGAGCCAACAUUACGGACCACUGACAUCUGCACUGUUCCCAUUGCUGCAUGGCGGCUGUGGGAAUUUUACUGUCAAACCAAACUUCCUCUCUGAUGUGCACUUUUUCUCCUUCCCAGAUUUGCCACAAUACCCUUUGUGUUGCCUUUCUCUGUGCCCAUUUCCAUCUGUCCCAAAUGAUUUAUAUGAACAAAAAAUGUGUGUUUGCUAGAGAGCCAGGUUAGAAGUCAUUGUAUAAUUUGUAGCCUUUUGUACAGACUGAAAGAAAGCGUGAAAAUUUGGGCUGGACUCUUUAUCAAACGGGGAGGAAAAAUGAAAGAGAACGUGACGAAAGGGGAGAAAUCAGAAGGGAGGAUACCUUCAUGCAUUAUUUAUACCAGCCUUUACCCCAUGAGGAACCCCUCCAUUCUUCCAGCAGAUUAAAUAGAAAUUACCAGACCAGGAGCGCCUCUGUGAACAGAAACACAUGUUCCCUUUUAUUUAUUUUAAAUAACAAUGUCAUGAAAAAAAUGUGUAUUUUUUGUAUAUUUGAAAGAUUUUAUUUUACAUUUGUAUUUACAGCAAGACAUGUUGAUCUUGUUCUAAUUAUUAUUAAAGUAUAUAAUUUCCUAAAA